Molecule: messenger RNA, 10556 nt
Organism: Corythoichthys intestinalis (scribbled pipefish)
Lineage: Eukaryota; Metazoa; Chordata; Actinopteri; Syngnathiformes; Syngnathidae
Product: gastrula zinc finger protein XlCGF57.1-like
Exons: 3
Coding region: 329-1714 (461 amino acids)
Biological process (GO): regulation of transcription by RNA polymerase II
Molecular function (GO): RNA polymerase II cis-regulatory region sequence-specific DNA binding; DNA-binding transcription factor activity
Source: RefSeq, a predicted model, not a curated record
UGCAGAUUUGAUCAGGCACAUUUACGAAUGCACAUGACUCCUCAGCAGAUCACAUGACAGGGAGGACCCUCCCUGGCCCCUCUGCCGCUCCUCUCAAAACAGGGGACAGAGAGUCUGGCUCUCUUGGAUCACAUAGCGUAAAUAUUGUGACACGAAUCCCCCGAACGGAAAUGACUACCCACACAGUUUUGGUUGCUACACCAUGACUGUUUUCUUUGCUCCCUUCUGUUUUUCUCUCCAUUAUUUCCCUCGCUUCACUGAGCGGAACCUUCAGAAGCCGUCUGGGAAGCUUUACGGCCUACUUUAGCCUAGCCUAGCCUAGCCGUUAAUGAGAAGAAUGCGUCGAGUGUGGAAAAUGGAUGGGAGAGCAACACCGGCGGCAGAAAAGUUCCCUAAAGAACUUUGUGGCGUUAAAGAUGUUCUUCACAGACUAGAAGAUGUCAGCCAAGCUCAUUGUCCUGAUAGCCAAGAGUUUGCAUUCAUCAAGGAGGAGGAGGAAGAAGAGCUCAUACACAUUCAAGGUUCCAGAAAAUAUCUUGGUGCUGAGUGGCAGGAGCCAGAAUCUCCUGGCGUUAAAGAGGAUGUUGAGUUCCCCCAAAUCAAACAGGAUGAGCCAGUGCCCCCUGAACAGAAAAAGAGAGAAGAGCAACUUCCAAUCAAAGAGGAGGAGGAGGAGGAAGAGCUGCCAUACGUUAAAGAGGAGGAAGGUAUCACCAGUCAACCCGGUGAGCCCUUGAAGAGUGAGGCAGGCGGAGGGGCGGAGCCUCCGUGCGGCGGCGGCUCAACGGAAGGAAUGCAAGCAGAUAGAAAUGGCGCCACGUCACACUGGCCUUAUAAUGACGAUGGUCAUAUGAGGAGGCACACGGGCGGACAACCUUUUUCCUGCUCAUUUUGCGGUCGAGGAUUCAGUUGCUUGAGCUUGUUAGACAGACACAUGAGAACCCACACUGGAGAAAAGCCUUUUUCCUGCUCAGUGUGCGGUCAAGGGUUCAGUUGGACGAGCAGCUUAAGUUCACAUACAAGAACCCACACUGGCGAAAAACCUUUUUCCUGCUCGAUUUGCGGUCGAGGAUUUGCUGAAAAGCAACACUUGAAAGUACACACGAGAACUCACACUGGCGAAAAACCUUUUUCCUGCUCAAUUUGUGGUCAAGGAUUCAGUCUAAAGCAAAACUUAGAAACACACAAAAGAGCCCACACUGGCGAAAAACCUUUUGCCUGCUCAGUUUGCGGUCAAGGAUUUAGUUGGAAGAGCAGCCUAAAUUCACAUGCGAGAACCCAUACAGGUGGAAAACCUUUUUCCUGCUCAGUUUGUGGUCAAAGGUUCAGUUGCAAGAGCAGCUUAAAUUUACAUGCAAGAGGCCACACUGGCCAAAAACCUUUUUCCUGCUCAUUUUGUGGUGAAGGAUUCAGUCGAAAGCAGAACUUAGAAACGCACGAGAGAAACCACACUGGCGAAAAACCUUUUUCCUGCUCAGUUUGUGCUCAAAGAUUCGGUCGCAAGAGCUCUUUAGAAAUACACACGAGAAUCCACACCGGCGAUAGACCUUUUUCCUGCUCGGUUUGUGGUCAAGGCUUCAUUCGGAAGCAAAAUUUACAAGUCCACGCGAGAACCCACACUGGCGAAAAACCUUUUUCCUGUUCACUUUGUGGCCAAGGAUUCAGUAGCAAGAGCAACUUAAACCGACACACGAGAACCCAUGCUGCCGUAUAACCUUUAUCCUGCUCAGUUUUUGAUUGAGGAUUCACUGAAAAGCAAACCUUCAAAAGAUUCCAGACCGGAGAAAUCCACCAAACGCACGUGGACCGAAUGGACAAAUUCCCGUGCCGAGCCAGGAUAAAGAGCUGGUCCGCGGCCAGGGCAAAAACCACAUUGUUCCCCCUCGAUCUGAGGUUCAACUUUCAACCUAACCCCCUUUUCCCGUACCCUGGCUGAGGAGUGUGAUCGUCCCCCUAUAGUUUGAACGCACCCUCCGUUCGCCUCUCUUAAAGAUGGGGUCCACUGCGCUGGUUUGCCAUUCCAAAGGCACUGCCCCACAAUGACCACGCAGUGUUGCGUAGGUGCGUCGACCGGGACGCGGCCCCGCAACACCUAAAGCCUCGAGAUACCCGGGGCGAACUUCAGAAAUCCCCGGAGCUCCGCCGCCGCCGCGCUGUGAUUUGGCUACCUCGGCGGCGACUUCUUCCCCAGCGAUUGACCCGUCCGACCCCGGGCCCCUCGGCUCCGUUUCCUCCACGGAAGGCGUGUUGGUGGGAGUUACGACACAGCGUUCGUAUAAAUCCUUCUACUGAUGAUACUUUGAUAUUAAUGAGCUAAAAAUGAUGGAUUUUGGAAAGGGAUUGUAAAACACAGCCUCACGAGAGGCUUUCAUUAUUGUUGACUUUGGCGGAGGCAGCAAAGCGCUACAGAAAGUACGUACAGAUGCUGCUCAUUCAGCUGCGUUACCCCUACAUAAUAAUGGGACUUUUUUUCUGGUAGUAACAGUACGACUUUCAUCUAGUAGUCCUUUCUUUUUUUAUCCUUCAUUUGGUCCUAAUACCCAGUCAUCUCAAUUGGACACUCAUGAUUGAAAUGGUUUGUGCUUUGAAUCGUACCGGCCCCCGCCGAUGAAAAUCUCUCAACUCUGCUUAAAGUGCUUGUUUAUUUUAUUCAUAAUAAAAACAGCGUUUUGAUUCAGUCCUCGCCUCCUUUUCCCGUUGCUCAGAACAAGCCAUUCUUUGAUGAUGAUUUUAGGGGCAUCGGACGAGCCAACGGGACUGGGUUAUGUCGAUAUUCCCCAAGAUGUCAGGCGAAAAGUUCUGUUUGUCAAGUUAGAAACUUGAGCGACCUGCAUUUAACACGAUGAGUAAAUAUGUGGGCCACCUUUAUCCGCCAAAAAUGUACAGUAAAAUAAUACAACUCUCCCUGUAUGGCCUUGCCAGAAUUCUUAAUUCCCCCAACAAGGGAGGGAGGGAGGGAGUGCAAGCUACCAAGCAGCGAUUAUGAAAGAAAAAUGUGUGCUUCUUCACCCACUGAGGAUGGGGAGUUGGCAGCGAUGUGGAUGACUACAAAUUAGGGGUGGAACAAAAAAAAUAAAAGGUGAUACUUUAAAGCCCAAAAGGUUAUUGAUAUAUUGUUUUAAGAAGGUGUUACUGUUAAAAAAAAAAUGCAACCAAACUCUGUCUAUGUUAGCUCACUAGCUGCCAUUGACGGUGCCAGCGCCAAAGCGUUGCAUUCACAGCCAGUCGUUUACUUCCUGUUGAUUUGGACUCACUUCCAAUGUAAGUGGCGUGACUUCCUUUUUCAGUAACCUGUGAAUGCCCCAAAAUCAACAGGAAGUGAGUGACUGAAAAUCACCUUCCGAUCCGUUUGAAGUGUGGAAGGAAUGUUUGUUCGUCGCCUCCGUCCCUCCCAGUUCAAACGGAAUGGACGUCUACUAGUGAUAAACUUCCAGCAAAAGAAUGAAAAUUGUUUUUCUCUUUUAGUUGUAUCUUAGAACGACUUGCUGAGCAAUGUAUGGAGAAUGGCCAUAUCGUGAGAUCAUUGUUAUCGUGAGCAUUGUAGGUAGGGUCUUGUGAGGUUCCCACCACUACAACAAAACUUGGCGGCUCUCGUGUUUGGCAGGUAGUAGCAAGACAACCGAAAGUGAAACAAAGACGUUCUUGUAUGCCUGCGAGCAAGGCCGGCCCAGCCUAUACGCAGACUAUGCAGCUGCUUAGAGCCUCUGACCACUAGGGGGCCUAAAGGAACCUGUGUUUUAAAUGACCUGUUAAAUGAUUAAUCCUCAAGGUUCCAUUCGUUUUCGUUAAAGGACUCCAAUAACGACGACAUGUUCAAAGUCAACAAUUUAUCGCCCUAAGUUACUGACAGAGGAGUUCUAAGCAGCAUGCUGGGUCAGUGAACUACUCCUGGUCCUAGCCCAAAAAAGAUCGUAGUAGACUGACCAAGUCUUUCCGGCUUGCCCAGUAUUUUAUACAUGUGAGUGAAGAACUGAGGAUGUGAGGUCAUGUGAUUAGAGUCAUUAUGUCCACGGAAAUCCCGGUCAUUAUUGUCACAUGUGAUGAAUGAUAAUCAAAGACGUCUGCUGUCGAUAUGGCCGGACUGCUGGACACCCCACGUUGUCGUCCGGCCUGAAGACUGUUGCCCUUUGUUGUCCUCUGGUCCUAGGGAGCUUCCAAAGCGAAUGGCCUUCCGAUGGCCCAUUGACCUUUUGCUGCUACCUCCAAUCACGAGUCCCAAGUGGUCUCUUGUCAAAAGGCCCCUGUGCCUAGAGAAACAGUCUUAACAUCCUUGUAGCAAUUACAUUUCAUUGUUUCAUUCUUUUAAUUUGUUAUUAAACAUCAGCUUUUUAAUUUCACUUCCCUUCAGGGCCCCAAUCUGGCAACCUCAUUUUCUACGUUGUUAAUGGAGCAUCGUGAAUAAUGUGGCGCGCAUUGCCGUUUAUUGAUGCAAACAUCCGUUUUCUUGUCAUUACAAUCUGGCAACCUGGGGAGUGAGGUUGAACCUGCUUUGCGAUGAUUGGUGCUCAAAAUUGCUUGGGAAAAAAAAUGCACUAAUAUGUCGAAGAGAAUUUAUCCUUAAGAAGAAGACAAUCGGUGAAGAAGAGAAACAACAGUAUCAAGGUAAUACAGCAUGUUGUUGAUGUUGUUGCGCAAGACACUCCGACUUGAACGUUGUUGUCAGCUGAGCUUGUCAAUAUGUCGUACUGGUAAUUGCCAUUAGGCCCGGAGCGAAUCAAGUCAAGCAGAGCAAGUUGUCGCCUGUGUGCAACGGCAAAUGUACGGCUUCCGCUGACUGUAGUAAAAGGAAAUAUUGGCAUAAUACGCAUUUGGACUGGAGAGCGUAGCUAUAGUCAUUUCAUUUCUAUCGGACAUUAUUAUCAAGUAGUAUGACGUAUCAGCCUACGGUGAAUCCACUUAAUUAGUUGCGCACUCCCCACAGUACACGUUUUUGUUGACGAAUAUUUUCCUGGGCUGAAUUUUGUGCCAUGUCAUCAUAUUGGCUUGAACGUGACGUCACAUCCGGUGAGCGUAUCGUUUGUUAGCGCUGCUACUAGUCGCUAAUCUCCAAGUGCUCCUCAAUUUGUUUUAUCCCACGGACACAUCGGAGAAUCGAUCCUAGGCUGGUUCGGCUCUCCUAGUGCUCCUUAAUUUGUUUUAUCCCACGAUUUAACAGGUCGUGGGUUAAAACUACUCUACUCUCCUCUUUAGCUCUAUCUUGCUAGCCUAGCUUAUCCAAGCUAUGGCUAGCCCUCUGCCUUCUUCCUCCCGUCUUUUCUGCUCAGUGUGCUGUAUGUAUAGCGAGCACCCUGGCUCCUUCGUCGAGGACAGUAGUAGCUGUAGGAAGUGUAGCUUAGUCUCAGGGUUGGAGACCAGGGUUUCUGAGCUAGAAGCACGGCUCUGCACUCUAGAGACGAAAGCUAGUCCUAGCUAUAGCCAGGUAGUGGCAGGGCCCGCAGGUCGUGCUUGCAGUAGUAGGAUUGCUAGCGCAGUUAGCCCCCCAGCGAGCCCCGUGCAGCCGGGGGAAAUUAAGGACGGAUUUGUGACUGUACGGGGGAAGCGCAGUGGUAAACGCACAACCUUAGUGCACCAGCAGCUUCACAUCAGCAAUAGGUUUGCCCCCCUCAGCGACACACCGGCUGAACCAGACACUCUCGUAAUUGGAAGCUCCAUAGUAAGAGACGUGAAGCACCCGGCGGUGUCUGUCAGGUGUUACCCAGGGACCAGAGUCGGUGACAUCGAAGGAAACCUCAGGCUCUUAAAGCAGAGUAGGAAGAGGUUCCGCCGUAUCGUGAUUCACGCAGGCGGUAACGACGCCCGGCGGAGACAGUCUGAGGUGCUUAAAUUAAACGUAGCCUCAGUGUGUGAACUUGCUAAGUCGAUGGCGGACACCGUAGUUUUCUCUGGUCCUCUGCCUAAUUUGGUCAAUGAUGAGAUGUACUCUAGAUUCUCAUCAUUUAACCGCUGGUUGUCUAGAUGGUGCCCAGAAAACGAUAUAGUCUUUGUUGAUAACUGGCACGCGUUUUGGGGCAAGUCCGGGCUCAUGCGCAGAGACGGCAUUCAUCCGACUUGGGACGGUGCUGCUCUCUUAACUCGAAAUUUGGCCGCCAAACUAAGUCUCCCAAAGUGACACUUCAGAGUGGGGGCCCGGGCGCAGUGUUGUAGUGUAAAACACAACUCUGUUAGUAGUGACCACUCGCCUCUUUCCAAACUGUCACAAAUCCAAAAUUCAGGACAGAAGAUAGAGACUGUGUCCGUGCCUCGUAUAGUGAACAGGGGAAAACAGAGUACUAUAGGAACGAGACCAAAGAAUUUAAUACAUAUAGCCCCUGAUAGCAGUGAAAAUGAAAAUAAAAUAGCUCUUAAUAAAUAUAUAAAAUGCGGAUUAUUAAACAUCAGGUCAAUCUCGCCCAAAUCUCUGUUAGUUAAUGACUUAAUUGGGGAUUAUAAUAUUCAUAUUUUGGCCCUGACUGAAACUUGGCUUCAGCAGGAUGACUUUGUUAGACUUAAUGAAUCCACACCCCCAAGUCACAUGAAUUUUCACACAGCUAGAAGCACGGGCCGUGGAGGGGGGGUGGCAGUAAUAUCACACUCUUGUUUAGGUAUGAGCCCAAAAAGUAAAUCUAAUUACAUUUAUAACUCCUUUGAAAGCCUAGCACUAUCAAUUAUAGACGCUAACUGGAAGAACCAAAAACCAGUUCUCUUCUGCUUAACCCUGAAAAGACAGAAGUCCUUAUAAUAGGCCCGAAAAGUGUUAGAGACUCUUUAGCUGCCCAGAUAGUCACUCUGGACAAUGUAAGUGUAGCCUCCAGCACCACAGUUAAAAACCUAGGAGUUUUAUUUGACCAUGACUUAUCGUUUAAAGCACACAUUAAACAAACCUGUAGAACGGCUUUCUUUCACCUGCGCAACAUCGCCAAAAUUAGAAAUAUUUUAUCUAAAAGCGAUGCAGAAAAAUUAAUUCACGCGUUCGUUACAUCGAGAUUGGAUUACUGUAACUCCCUACUUGCAGCUUGUCCUAAAAGCUCUCUAAAAGGUCUUCAGCUAGUCCAAAACGCAGCAGCAAGACUUUUAACAGGAACCAAUAGAAGAGAGCAGAUCACCCCUGUGCUCCAGGCACUUCACUGGCUUCCAGUCGAGUUUAGAAUUAAAUUUAAAAUACUUCUUCUUACAUUUAAGACCAUUAAUGGGUUGGGGCCACCUUAUCUCACCGAUGCUCUGGUUCCAUACCGCCCCAACAGAACACUCCGAUCUCAGAAUGCAGGUCUACUGGUAGUUCCCAGGGUUCAUAAAAGUACUGUCGGAGCUAGCCUUUAGCCACCAAGCCCCUGUUUUAUGGAAUCAGCUUCCAGCUAGUAUUAAAGAAGGAAUCAGCUUCCAGCUAGUAUUAAAGAAGCCGAGACAGUCUGUACAUUUAAGAUUAGAUUAAAAACGUUCCUAUUCGACAAAGCUUAUGGUUAGGCUAGUUGAAGUCGGAGUAGACUCACAGUUUAGUCUAAGCUGCACUAGAAGCUAUAAUGCUGGGGGCAGUACAGCCGCUGAGUUCUAUCUCCUUUUCUUACUCUACCCACCACUUGUCUUACUUUAUUUCUAUUUUCCAAUGUUAAUAUCUAGUUGUCUAGUCUCUUCAUCACUAGUCACCCGGUGUCCCCUUUCCCCCCUCCCCUCUGGAGAGGGGCUAUUUUUCAGCUGCAGCCUCCUGACUGUCCGGACCCCUGGCUGGAUAGACGUCCUCGCUGCUACCCCCGUCUCAUCUGACUAGAGGGACUUCUUCUUGCAUCUUCACUCCACUGUAUUUUUACGGACUAUAAUUUCGCUUGCUAAUUCCCAUUAGCCGUUCUGGAGUUCCUGUCUAUCCGUCCUGGGAGUGGAUCUCUCCUGACUGUGGUACUCCCCAAGGUUUCUCAUUUUUCUCCCAAUUGACUUUGGAGUUUUUCCUUGCCGGCAUGGAGGGUCUUAAGGAUAGGGGAUACCCAGGACUUGAACUGCAUCUAUUCAUCUUUGUUGCUUCAUUUCUAAUUGUGUAUCAUAUUGCCUCUGUAAAGCCCUUUGAGACUUCUGUUGUGAUUGAGGGCUAUACAAAUAAAAUUGAAUUGAAUUGAAUUGAAUUUUGUACUUUGGAUGAUUCAAAGGAGCUAUUGAGAAGUAUCUUGGAAUUGGAGGUGGAGUGCCGUCCUCUUCACAAGAUGAUUUCCCCAAGUGUACAAUUCAAGGUAAUGCUUGGCAAUGUUGUGUACAUAGUUAUGAGAUCAAGGUGCACAUCAAGUUACCAUUUUAAUACAUUUUGAUUUCUGCCAAAGUUGCAAUUUUAAAACAUUUUUAUUUCUGCCAAAGACACUGCUGCUGUUGAAGAGAACAGAUGUAUUCAAUAAAGUUCAUUUAUGUUCAUUCUAUAAGUGCAUAGAUGUGUGAAAUGAGGUGGAAAAGGUAACCAGUUUUUUUUGUCCGCCUAAUCAAAAAUAGCUCCUGCUGAACAACCUUGCCGUUGGUAAUAAUGACUUUUCUAUUUGAAAAAAAUAAAAAAUUGUAAAUAUCCUCAAAGACAAGCUGCUCACAAUAUAUAUAUAUGAUUUCAGGAUCAUCCCAGCUUCACUUUGGGAUGAUGAUUUUCUGCAUCCAGUUAUACUGCUGGUAAAUGAAUAUUCCAAAUUUGUCCAAGUUGUGACAGAUGUAUUUAGAAACAAGCUGCCCUUUUUUGAACUGUUUUUCUGUUUGCAUUUUUUGCACUUGAAGAAGGCUGUGCAGACUGAAAUUGUUUAAUUUAUAUUCUAUUUGACUACAGAUUGCUAAUUUAUGUAAAUUUUGAUACUAUUACAAGCUUAAAAAACAAAAGUUCUUGAAGUUUCCUCUGUUUCCAUUUUUUGCACUUUAUACUUGAAGGAAGCUUUUAGUUGUAAGUUAGUCAUGGCUUCUGUUUGUGCAAUUCAUUUGUUUUAUGAACUAUCUGACGAUAUAAUUCAUUUGCUGUUGUGAUAUUUGACUUUCACUUUAUACAACAGUUGUGUACUGGUUGUGACUGUACAGUACAUUGUGAGACUGUGAAAUUGUUUAUAUUCUAUGUUGUUUACUACAGUUUGCUUUAUUUGGCUUUUGUGAGUUUUGAUACUUGAUCACAAGCUUAAAAAAUAAAAGUUCUUCCUUCCUUUCUUUUCCGCUUUUAGAAAAAGGUUUGGCACCAUCUACUUAAGUACUGACAAUCAUUUGGGGUGAGAAGUUUGAGUAUGCAGUGCAACAAAAUUUGAUUAAUAUACAAAAUAUGGACGUAUGGGUUGGAUUGCAUGUAUGGCUUUCACAGUACACUGUGACGUAAUGGCGGGCCAAAAAUAUGGGCCCCUUGGCAUUAUUUUGCUCAGGGCAGGGCCCCCAAAUGGCCUGGCCCCGCUGCAAGUACAUAUUGAUGACGGUGCCAAGCAUGCGAGAAUCUUUCUGGGACAGAGCUGUAUGGGAUGAUCACUUUGAUGAAAGUGAUAUUGAUGAGUAAUGCUGUAUAGCCUACGCUGCACCAUGUAGUUUUUCAUUUUUAUAUAUAUAUUUGUAUGUGUAUUAUUCUAGAUUUUCAUAUUCAUAGACACUGUAGUAUGAAACUUUUGGUCUUAUUCCAUUUUGCCCAUGAUUCCAAUUUAGGAGGGUGUGGUAGCAAUUGGGUUGAUUUUCAGCCAUUUAUGGCCACGGUGUUUUUUUGUUUUUGUUUUUUUUUUCAUAUCUUUCAAUACACUGUAGGCUGUGAUAUUUUUAGGAUAUGACACAUUAGCUUUUAGCUCAAUUUACUAUAGAUUUCGUUGUGCUGGGUGCAAAUCACUUGGGUUGAAGCGUUUCCUUCGAGAAAUGAGCUAGCUCCGUUUCUCACUCUGAAAUCACUAAGACACCAAUACUUGUUGUAAAUGUUUGCUAGAUGUAUUUAUACAAUCUGAUAAAGAUUCAGUGUUGCCAGAAUGAACGUAGCACUUAAAACAGCAACACCUAGAUUUUCAUUUUUGGGAUAUUCUCAUAUAGCCUACACAUAUUUCUGGCUGGUGACCAAUGUUCUGAGUCGAACUUUAAAGCCUGACAAGAGUCUGGAAGGGUAUGGUCUAUGCAAACAAUGCAUUGAACACAUAGAUCCAGCGUAGUGGAGCCAAUUUCACUUUCCAAGCGUGGUGCCAGUACGGCCUGUAGCAGUGUUUUUCAACCUUUUCUGAGUCACGGCACGUUUUUACAUUGAAAAAUACCUCGCGGCGUCACACAACAAACCAAAGAUGUUUCAAAAUGACUUUCUGUACAGUAUAUUUCACUAGAAAAUAUUUUCUCUAUUUAAACUUACUCAGUGUGAAACUUGAGCCUGUUUAGAUGAACACAAAGCUGAUAUCCUGGCAGAAAUUCAAGAAACACACAAAGCUCUACAGCUCUGUUUUUAUUGUUUUAGAGCAGUUAGGCUUAAAAAGCUCAUAAUUAUCAGACAGGGGGACUUCAGCUAUGUCUUUAACUGCAUCAGGGCCGAGCCUCUUGCUGACAAUGGCUUAGCAGGCAGGUGAUAUCAAUGUCUCUGCCACAGUGCGGGACUUUUUGGAUUACGCGACAAGUUCGGCAACAAGGUAAGG